GGAAAAAAAUUAAUUUUGCAUGUUUUUACCUUGUUAAGGUUGAACCCAUGCCUAUGUUUUUACCUUGUUAAGGUGGAACCUAUGCCUAUGUUUUUACCUUGUUAAGGUGGAACCUAUGCCUAUGAUUUUACCUUGUUAAGGUGGAACCUAUGCCUAUGAUUUCCCAUCAAUGAUUGGAGUCUCCCUUCAUUCAGCAGAUGCCAUCAUUAUUGUCUUCUCUGUUGAUGAAAUAGAGUCAUUUGAAGAGGCAAGACGACUCAGGGAUCUGGUGAUGAGCACCAAAGGUCCUGAUUCUCCCAUUGUAAUUGUUGGAAACAAGACGGAUCUUGACAGAAAAAUAUCAAAGGAGGAAACCGAAGCUAUUGUACUGUUUGACUGGGAGAACGGCUACGUGGAAUGCAGUGCUAAACUAAACACAAACAUACAGGACAUCUUCAAGGAAGUGCUCAAUCAAUCAAAAACCAACAUUUCAAGCAUCAGUAAUGGUAACCAUUUGAGUAAUGGCAGCAGUGGUUCUGGGUCUCCUUUACACAUGCGAAGACGACAAUCCCUGCCUCAUGUUCCUGGCUACACAAGAGCUAAGUUACAAGCUGAAAAAUCUCUACCCAGACAAAUCCUCAAGAAAAACAAGGAAGCUAAGAGAAAAAACGCUUGUAAAGUAUCAUAAAGAUUAAUCAUUCUUUAAAAAUGUCUCCAGGUUGUAUAACAAAAAAAAUUGUGCUUAACAUAAGUACCAAGGGCGUAUACAGAAGGGGUGGCAAGGGGAAUUGCCCCGCCAGACCUGUGAUGGGGGGACGUAGCCACCCCUAGAACUAAGAGCUUUCACACUUUUCAAAUCUUACACUCAAGAGUGAAGAACAUAAAAAAAUAGUUUACUGUUCAUUCAAUGCACUAAGAUUGUAUACGUGGACUAAGGCCACUAUGACAGAAGUCCGAAUGAAAAAUCCAUUUAGAAUACACAUUCAUCCUAAUGGGCGCUAUCAGGGAUAGCGAUUAGCAAAGUAAAACAACUAUUUUUUAAUGCCAAGCCACGAAGGCUUGAGUUUAGAGGUAGUAAAAGACCAUUUUUUUAAUUUGGAUUUAUUUACUUUAUUCAUUGCACCGCCGUUUUUUAAUCUUUAUUUUUAUUAC
Eurytemora carolleeae is the source of this 1131-nucleotide messenger RNA. Its product is annotated as GTP-binding protein Rheb homolog. The record is from RefSeq and is a predicted model, not a curated record. Gene Ontology annotation, biological process: signal transduction. Gene Ontology annotation, cellular component: plasma membrane. Lineage: Eukaryota; Metazoa; Arthropoda; Copepoda; Calanoida; Temoridae. Gene Ontology annotation, molecular function: GTP binding; GTPase activity; GDP binding. The transcript has 7 exons. The coding region runs from base 170 to 667 and encodes 165 amino acids.